AUUGCAAUCACUCCACCCUCAAACACUUGUCACAUUUACUAGUAAUCUUAAAGAAGUCCCUCGACUGUCCCUCGACUCCCAAUUCCUCAUCUUAAGUCAUGGGGUUCUUUGGUACAGCAGCGCUGCUCCUGCUGGGCACUGCCGCUCACUCUGGUCUUGCCCAGAGCAGCGCGACGACGGACCCCUCCGCUGCAUCCAGUCUUUCAGUCGCGGAGCUGUGGAAGCUGCAGACGACCCUCUGGGACAACUUCUUGUACCCUGCCAAUGCUAAGCAAAUGCAGUCUAUCAACUCGACGCUCUUUGCGCCAAAUAUCCAAGGUCGUGUCGACAUCACUCGCACAUUUGACGGCGCUGAGCUCAACACGGAAUACAUUUUUGGCCUCUUCUCAGACCCAUCCCAACUCUCGCUGAUCGGUGUGCCCGUUUCAUACAAGAUCGUCAAGUUCGCUGCAACCGACAACAUCGCGGCGGCAAGUACCAUCUUCACCUUCAACGCCACCAUGUUCGGCAAGCUGCUUCCUCUGAACAUCGACACCUUCAUCACCUUCGACAAAGACACGAAGCAGGUCACACAGUACGACGCGACCUUCAAGUGGAUGGACUUCCUCUUUGCCGAGCUAUACGGCGAGAUCGGCAAGCUCAUCCAGGCCAACUCGACCGACCAGGUGACUGCUUACCUGACGGAUAUGAUGGCCAAGACCCUCUGCUCGACGCACAGCAGCCACUGCACGGGCACAAUGCAGCAGUAUGCAGACUCGGCCAGCUGCUACAACUUCCUCACCACUCAGAUCCGGUUUGGCCAGACCUUUGAGAUGGGCCGGAACACGUUGUUUUGCCGCAUGAUGCAUGCUGAAAUGUUGCAGUACCGGCCUGAAGUGCAUUGCCCUCACAUCGGCCCUUCGGGAGGGGGCAUGUGCGUCGAUGAUCAGACAUAUUCCGAGAAGGUGCUCCAGGACUACUUCACGAAUGCUCCAUUCACCCCGCGCAUCUAAGGCAGAAUCAUUGGGUUGGGGGGUUGGAAGCAUAGGUGGAUUGGGUUCACCUUGGAUUCGGGUUACGGUGCUGAUCUUGGGUUACUGGACUGCUCCAUGUCGUCGCUCCAGGGGAAGCGUUUGCUUUUGUCUAAUCCGUGUAAUGCUUGGUUAUGAGGCCAGUUAGCGCAGUGUUCAAUACUACUGGUACAUUCCCUUGCGGUUAGUAAUUCCGUGAAGGAAGUCUUGGGUUCGAACUAUAGGUAGAAGGUAAGGUAGUAUGUAUGUACAUAUUUGAAUUUUCAGUAUCGAGUGGUUUAUGUCG
Messenger RNA from Canariomyces notabilis, 1296 nucleotides. RefSeq lists its product as uncharacterized. The record is from RefSeq and is a predicted model, not a curated record. The transcript has 2 exons. NCBI's taxonomy places the organism in Eukaryota, Fungi, Ascomycota, Sordariomycetes, Sordariales, Chaetomiaceae. The coding region runs from base 99 to 992 and encodes 297 amino acids.